Messenger RNA from Aspergillus heteromorphus CBS 117.55, 1320 nucleotides. Its product is annotated as phosphatase PAP2 family protein. The transcript has 2 exons. NCBI's taxonomy places the organism in Eukaryota, Fungi, Ascomycota, Eurotiomycetes, Eurotiales, Aspergillaceae. Gene Ontology annotation, cellular component: inositol phosphoceramide synthase complex. Bases 1 to 1320 code for a protein of 439 amino acids. The record is from RefSeq and is a predicted model, not a curated record. Gene Ontology annotation, molecular function: inositol phosphoceramide synthase activity. Gene Ontology annotation, biological process: inositol phosphoceramide metabolic process; sphingolipid biosynthetic process.
AUGAAUACCUCCCUUCCCUCCUGGAAGGAUCGCACCCAGAACCAGUUCGGCAAGCUUCAGAUCCAAGUACCAUGGCGCUCCAUCCAGCUGCUGGUGCCGCAUCGCAUGCGACGGAAGAUCCGCUCCAAGUUGCGCAGCAGGCUUUCUCCGACCUCCUCGAUAUCGUCUCUGCAGACUUCCUUCUCGCCCGUGGAUACCCUCCGGUCGCUCCAGAGCCAUCGGUGGACGCCCUAUGACUUCCAAUACCUGCUGCUGCUGAUCGUGGGGAUCUUCUCUCUGUGCAUGAUGGAAUCUCCCGGUCCUUUGGGGAAGACGGCCGCGUUUACCAUGCUUCUUAUCUCUCUCCUGCUUCCGAUCACCCGCCAAUUCUUUUUGCCGUUCCUCCCGAUCGCGGGGUGGCUGAUCUUUUUCUAUGCCUGCCAGUUCGUUCCAAGCGAUUGGCGCCCGGCCAUCUGGGUCCGCGUGCUUCCGGCCCUGGAAAACAUCCUGUACGGCGCCAACAUCAGCAACAUUCUGUCUGCUCAUCAGAACGUUGUUCUCGACGUGCUCGCAUGGCUACCAUAUGGCAUUUGCCAUUACGGUGCCCCGUUUGUCUGCUCCCUGAUCAUGUUCUUCUUCGGUCCUCCUGGCACGGUUCCCCUUUUCGCCCGGACGUUCGGGUACAUCAGCAUGACGGCUGUCACUAUUCAGCUGUUCUUCCCUUGCUCGCCUCCGUGGUAUGAGAACCUCUACGGCCUGGCACCGGCCGACUACUCGAUGCAGGGUAACCCCGCGGGCCUUGCUCGCAUCGACAAGCUCUUUGGCAUCGACCUGUACACCUCGGGCUUCAGACAAUCGCCUGUUGUGUUCGGUGCUUUCCCCUCGCUGCACGCCGCGGAUUCGACACUGGCCGCCUUGUUCAUGAGCCACGUCUUCCCGCGGCUGAAGCCUCUCUUUGUCACCUACACCCUUUGGAUGUGGUGGGCAACCAUGUACCUUUCGCACCACUAUGCAGUGGAUCUGGUCGGUGGUGGUCUGUUGGCCACCGUUGCCUUCUACUUCGCCAAGACCCGCUUCCUCCCGCGCGUUCAGAGCGACAAGAUGUUCCGCUGGGACUACGACUACGUUGAGAUCGGUGAUUCCGCUCGCCAGUACGGCUACGACCUGGUCGACUACGAUGGCGACUUCAACCUAGACAGUGACGAGUGGACGGUCGGAUCGUCAUCCUCGAUCUCGUCCGGCUCCCUCAGCCCCGUCGACGACCACUACACGUGGGAGGGCGAGUCGCUGGCCUCUCCCAUCACCGACAUCGAGUCCGGGAGACACGUGAUCAGCCCGUGA